This is a messenger RNA of Paramuricea clavata, 525 nucleotides long. Lineage: Eukaryota; Metazoa; Cnidaria; Anthozoa; Malacalcyonacea; Plexauridae. The record is from the annotation of a GenBank genome assembly.
GAAUGUGACAAGGCAAGUGCAAGCCCAGGAAUUACGACAGCAUAUCAACGAAACUGGAAAAUUGUUUCUCCCAUGUAUGUGUUGGAUGCAAAAAAUGGCGAAGAUUUCGCGUUGGAAAACUAUUUACUGUCCGUGGAUAAAAUCCAGGCAGCUCCAGGAACCUCUGCUGUCCACACUCAAGUGACCACAGUGGCAGACACUCAUUUCAAACGUUGUGGUGCUUUCAGAGAUCUGAAGAAAACAUUAUAUUGUAGAGCAGACGGAAUUGAAAGAACAUGUAAACCAACUGAACAACCUUUAAAGAGAAGUCACCAUAAAAAAAGAACGGCAGCACUGAAGAAACCGCCAUCGGCCUUCGCAAUGUUCAUCAAAGAAAGUGUGUCUGCCAACCACCAUGAUUUGUCAUUCAAAGAGUUACAAUCAGUUUUGACUGAAAUGUACAACUCUUUAACUGAUGAAAGCAAAGAGGGUUACCGGCAAAAAGGCUAUAGUUAUUUUGAGGAGGUGAAUAAAACAUUCAGUUAA